CUGAGGUGGAGCUACCCACAGUACCAAGGAGCUCUACACCGGGAAAAGUUUACCUCUACAUAUCACACUCGACUAACAGGAGGAAAAACCGCAGAGAUGGCAACUCAAGCACAGCAGCCGCCCCACCUGCAACUGGCUGAGAUCACCGCCUCGCAGUUCAUCGACAUCUGGAAACAUUUUGACGCAGACGGAAACGGUUACAUCGAAGGGAAGGAGCUGGAGAACUUCUUCAAAGAACUGGAGACCGCGAGACGAGGAGCAGGCGUGGAUCCUUCACAUGCUAUAUUCAAAGAGAAGAUGAAGGAAUUUAUGGACAACUUUGAUAAGAACUCUGAUGGGAAAAUUGAGAUGUCAGAGUUGGCUCAGCUUCUGCCCACAGAGGAAAACUUCCUGCUCUGUUUCAGAGAAUUUGUGGGAUCCAGCGCCGAGUUUAUGGCUGCCUGGCGGAGGUAUGACUCUGACCGGAGCGGAUACAUUGAGUCGAAUGAGCUGAAGGGUUUCCUGUCAGACCUGCUGAAGAAGGCCAACAGAAACUACAAUGAAAAGAAGCUCAAUGAGUACACAGAGACAAUUCUGAGGAUGUUUGAUCUGAACGGUGAUGGUAAGCUGGGCCUCUCUGAGAUGGCGAGGCUCUUGCCGGUCCAGGAAAAUUUCCUGCUGAAGUUUGAGGGCAUCAGGCUUAAAGUUAAAGAGUUUGACUCCCUCUUCACCUUCUAUGAUAAGGAUGGUAGUGGGUAUAUUGAUGAGCAGGAGCUGGAUGCUUUGCUGAAGGACCUCUGUGACAAGAACAAAAUGGACGUGGACUCAACAGGACUGGUGGGGUACAAGAAGAGCAUCAUGGCUCUGUCUGACGGAGGGAAACUGUACCGCACUGAGCUGGAGAUCGUCCUCUGCGAGGACUCCACGCUGUGACCUCCCUGCCUGGGACCCUGCUGGCCUCCCCCACCGCCUGCUCCUUCCUACCCCCUGAUGUAACCUGGUGCAUGUGUGACCCUUAACCUCGCUACACCACUUAAAGUGAAAACAAAUGUUCUCCUGAGAGCACAAAGUGUACCGCUGGCCCUGCUGUUUUAGCUUUGAACCCCACUGAGGUCAUUUCUUUUUUUAACUUUACAUGCAGUUCUAUAGUUAAAUAGCAAUGACUACAGCAAUAUUUUGUGUAUUUAUUUAUUUGACUUCCCAUUUUUAAUAUGCAUUUGUCUUUUUAACCUAAAAUUAAUACUUGUGUUGUUUAGAAUCUUCAUUUAUUAUAUUUAUUUCUGUUAGAUUUUAACCCUGUUUUAUUUGACAAGGCUUGUACUGUUCUAUUAAAAAUAUUACUGAGAGAAUUAAUAAAUAUACUAUGACAACGCUUGUCCCAGUUA
Messenger RNA from Micropterus salmoides (largemouth bass), 1364 nucleotides. RefSeq names its product calretinin-like. Lineage: Eukaryota; Metazoa; Chordata; Actinopteri; Centrarchiformes; Centrarchidae. Gene Ontology annotation, molecular function: calcium ion binding. Gene Ontology annotation, biological process: regulation of long-term synaptic potentiation; regulation of presynaptic cytosolic calcium ion concentration. The coding region runs from base 97 to 912 and encodes 271 amino acids. Gene Ontology annotation, cellular component: synapse; nucleus; cytosol. The transcript is spliced from 11 exons. The record is from RefSeq and is a predicted model, not a curated record.